Molecule: messenger RNA, 377 nt
Organism: Solanum verrucosum
Lineage: Eukaryota; Viridiplantae; Streptophyta; Magnoliopsida; Solanales; Solanaceae
Product: organic cation/carnitine transporter 7-like
Exons: 1
Coding region: 1-363 (120 amino acids)
Biological process (GO): transmembrane transport
Molecular function (GO): transmembrane transporter activity
Source: RefSeq, a predicted model, not a curated record
AUGGCACCGCAACAGCAGCAGGUGGAGGAAGAUGAACAUGUGUACACACUGGAUGAAGCUCUUACAACUCUGGGUUUUGGCAAAUUCCAGUAUUUGGUGUUGGGUUAUGCGGGUCUUGGAUCAAUGGUGGAUGCUGUUGAAGUUAUGAUUCUUUCUUUUAUUGGACCAGCUGUUAAGUCUCAAUGGGGGCUUUCUUCUACACAAGAAACUCUUAUUACUACUGUUGUGUUUGCUGGCAUGCUUAUUGGAGCUUACUUUUGGGGCAUUCUUGCUGACAACUAUGGAAGAAGGCAAGCCUAUUUUCCCUUUUUAGUAUUUACUGAAAAAGUUUAUGUUUGUGUUUCUCUUUUUCAAAUUGGGUGACUAGUGAAUAACCA